AGGCAACAUGGCGUCCAGGUCCAAGAGGCGUGCGGUGGGGAAUGGUGCUCCGCGGCCGCCGGGCUCCCAGCUCCAGCGCGACGAGGAAGAGGAAGAUGAAGUCGAGGAUGAGAAGGAAGACAGUGACGAGGAAGACAGUGACGAAGAAGACGACGAGGUCGUUGACGAGGAAGUGAAUGUUGAAUUUGAAGCUUAUUCCAUCUCAGAUACCGAUUAUGACGGGAUUAAGAAAUUACUACAGCAGCUUUUCCUAAAGGCUCCUGUAAACACUGCAGAGCUAACAGAUCUCUUAAUACAGCAGAGCCACAUCGGGAGUGUGAUCAAGCAAACGGAUGUGUCAGAAGGCAGCGAUGAUGAUGUGGAUGUUGAUGAAGAUGAGAUUUUUGGUUUCAUCAGCCUUUUAAAUUUAACUGAGAGGAAGGGGACCCAGUGUGCUGAGCAGAUUAAAGAGUGGAUUCUGAGCUGCUGUGACCAGAGCGGGGAAGAGAGCCUGGUUGAACAGCUGGACAAGCUGCUCCGUGACACCGCCAGGCCCGUGGGUUUCCUCCUGAGUGAAAGAUUCAUUAACGUCCCGCCCCAGAUCGCCCUGCCCAUGCACCAGCAGCUGCAGAAGGAAUUAGCGGAGGCGCACAAAACUAACAAGCCAUGCGGGAAGUGUUACUUCUACCUUCUGAUUAGUAAGACAUUUGUGGAAGCAGGAAGACACAGCUCCAGAAAGAAACGGAGCAACCAGAAGACAGACGGGUUAAUGUUUGCAAAUGCAGAGGAAGAAUUUUUCUAUGAGAAGGCAGUCCUGAAGUUCAGCUACUCGGUGCAGGAUGAGAGCGACACGUGCCUGGGGGGCAGAUGGUCUUUCGAUGACGUCCCGAUGAAGCCCCUGCGCACAGUGAUGCUAAUCCCAGCCGACAAGAUGAGCGAGAUCAUGGAUAAACUGAAAGAACAUCUCUCUCUCUAACCCACUUCCCACGGACGGUGAAGGGCUUCCCUUUGUAAAAUUAGCAGAAAACUCAGUGGAGAUUUACUGAAAAACUCACGACUUUAUUCAGAGUAAGGUCUACAAAAAGUAGGGUUCUGCCACCCGUGUCUGUGACACGCUUACAAAAUGUCUUUGUUUUUUGCAUUUUGGUCAAAUCAUGAAUGGUUGAUUAAAAACUUUUUCAAUAAGAAGAAAAACAUGCAGGAGUAAUUUGAAGAACGCAAUAA
Messenger RNA from Trichechus manatus latirostris (Florida manatee), 1203 nucleotides. It is a transcript of the gene BCCIP, whose product is annotated as BRCA2 and CDKN1A interacting protein. The coding region runs from base 8 to 955 and encodes 315 amino acids. Gene Ontology annotation, cellular component: nucleus. NCBI's taxonomy places the organism in Eukaryota, Metazoa, Chordata, Mammalia, Sirenia, Trichechidae. The transcript has 7 exons. The record is from RefSeq and is a predicted model, not a curated record.